Messenger RNA from Mauremys mutica (yellowpond turtle), 2052 nucleotides. RefSeq names its product secreted frizzled related protein 5 (gene SFRP5). Gene Ontology annotation, biological process: negative regulation of canonical Wnt signaling pathway; non-canonical Wnt signaling pathway; canonical Wnt signaling pathway. Lineage: Eukaryota; Metazoa; Chordata; Testudines; Geoemydidae. The record is from RefSeq and is a predicted model, not a curated record. Gene Ontology annotation, molecular function: Wnt-protein binding. The transcript has 3 exons. Bases 74 to 1012 code for a protein of 312 amino acids.
GGUGCUGGACAGACACACAGACCCAGGGCUGCUCGGCGGCGAGCCCUGGGGCAGCGAGUGCCCGUGGGAAGCCAUGCCGUGCCAGGGGGGCACCCUGGGGGCGCUGGGCACUGUGCUGCUGGCCCUGGCAGCGCUGCUGGCCGUGGGGCAGGACUAUGCCUCCCCCAGCUGGUGGCCGGAGCAGCCCCAGAGCGGGCGUGGCUAUGGCAAGGCGCCGCAGUGCGUGGACAUCCCGCCCGACCUGCCGCUCUGCCACGACGUGGGCUACCAGCGCAUGCGGCUGCCCAACCUGCUGGAGCACGACUCCCUGGCCGAGGUGAAGCAGCAGGCGGGCGCCUGGGUGCCCCUGCUCGCCAAGCGGUGCCACGGCGACACCCAGCUCUUCCUGUGCUCGCUCUUCGCGCCCGUCUGCCUGGAGCAGCCCGUCUACCCCUGCCGCUCGCUCUGCCAGGUGGUGCGGGCCUCCUGCGCCCCCCUCAUGGAGGCCUUCGGCUUCCCCUGGCCCGACAUGCUGCGCUGCGCCCGCUUCCCCCCCGACCACCAGCUCUGCAUCGCCGUGCAGUUCGGGAGCAGCCAGGCCACCCCGCCGCCAGCCUCCAGGAUCUGCCCGCAGUGCGAGACGGAGCAGAAGGCAGAGGGCAUGAUGGAGCAGAUGUGUGCUAGUGACUUCGUGCUGAAGACGCGGCUCCGGGAGCUGCAGGCGGAGGGUGGCGAGCGCCGCCUGGCGGCCGCCCCGAAGAAGAAACUGCUGAAGCGGGGUCCCCUGCAGCGCCCCGACACCCGGCGCCUGGUGCUGCACAUGCGGAACGCGGCCGCCUGCCCCUGCCCGCAGCUGGCCGACCUGCGCCGCCCCUUCCUGGUGCUGGGCCGCAAGGCGGGCGGGCAGCUGCUGCUGGGGGCUCUGUACCGCUGGGAGCGGGGCAACCGGGAGAUGCGCUUCGCCCUCAAGUUCAUGUUCUCCUAUCCCUGCCCCCCGCGCUACGCCCCGCUCCCCGGGGCCGAGCAGCCCUAGGGCCCCCCGCCUGGCACCCCCAUUACCCCCCGCUAGGCACCCCUGGGACUUUUCCCACCCCACCUGCUGGGCACCCCUGGGACUCCCCCUGCCUGCUGGACACCCCCGUGGACCUCCCCCCGCCUGCCGGGCACCCCCAUAACCUCCCUGCCAGGCACCUCUGGGACUCCCCCCUGCCUGCUGGACACCCCUGUGGACCUCCCUUUGCCUACUGGGCACCCCCAUAACCUCCCCACACUAGGCACCCCUGGGACUCCUCCCCCCCCCGCCUGCCGGACACCCCCCCUGAACCUCUCCUCGCCUACUGGGCACCCCCAGGAACCCUUCCUGUGUGGGGCACCCCCCUACCUGGUGGCAACCCCACAACCAUCUGCCGGGCACUCCCAUCCACCUGCCAGGGACCCCCCCAGGAACCCCUCUGCUGAGCACCCCUGGGACCCCCAGAACUCCCACCUCCCUGCUGGACACCCCUCCCCCCCCAGCUCCCUGCCCCCUGCUCUGUGGGGCCAAGCAGCACUGAGGGGCACUACGUGUUUGCACUGGGCCCAGCGGGUGGCAAACCCCAGGCAGGCGGCCCCCGUCCCAGCGCAUUCUCCAGCCUGCGAGUUACAGUGUGUCAGGCAGGUUAAGCCGGGUGCCAGGUCCCUCCUGCUCCGUGGGGUGGCCAGGGGGAUCGCUAGGGAGGAGUGGGGAAUCCAGGCUCCCGGCCUGUGAAGAUGCUGCCCAUGGGAGCCAGCUGAGGCCACUCAAUCAGGGUGAACUGCAAACAGACCGGGGCAGACAAACCCCAGACGCUGGUGGAUCUUCCAAUACUGAGAUUUACCAACCGGCACAGAACAGCUUCUGUAGCACCUCACUGGUUACUCAGAAGUCCAAACAACGCAGUUCUCAGCCCUCCAUCCACACACACGAUAUGAUGAUGGUCACUGAAAAUCUUCUCUCAUCAUAUAAAAGAAAAGGUUCUUCCAAUCCCAAAGGAUCAGCCACACACCCAGGUCCAAUUAUAACUUAGAUCUUACCCAAAAUACACGCUACAGCCA